CAUUAGCAUUGCUUCACUCAAGUGGGGAGAGUUUGAAGAAAUUUUUAUGUGGACUGAGAGUUCAAGACUGUUUUAUAAAUACACAAGCAACGUAUAUUAUACUGAAAAAACUGGAAAGAUACAGUCCGGAUGAGCGUGACAAAUGCAAGUGGUGUUAAAGUCGUGACAGAUUGGCCUCCUCAUAACUUACGAAUUUUACCUACAAGAAAUGUUUGCUGUACAAGAACAGCUUGUGACCGCUAUUGUUCAACAACCUCAAUGAAUCAGGGAAAAACAAAGACAUCAAAAAGCGCAACCAUACAACAACAGAAACGCACAAAGAAGAGCAAACACAGAACGAAACCGAAAAAACGAGAACGAACUCGUCAAGACAAUGUAAACAUCGCUUUUGGAAAACUACGUGACGUCUUACCCACCUAUCCGGCAGAUAAAAAACUUUCCAAAUGCCAAAUCUUAAGACUGGCUGUUAGAUACAUUACAUUGUUGAAUAAUGUUUUAGAAGAACUAGGUAGGCCAUCGUUAAAUAAUGUUCGUCAAGACGCAUGUUAACACUAGCUUUAUGAUUGAUGGACAGAUAAAAUACCGGAUAUGUGAAUUUACUGUUAAUACCGCGCUAAUAUCGAAACAUGUUGUCACCUUUGGUUGUCAACAUAAUUGUUGUUUUUGAUUAGCCACCUGCAGUAGAACUUUUGUACAAAUGCUUUUCUUUUUUCACAAUUUAUUGUACAUUUUAAUGCACGUUCUUUGUUUGCAAUUACGUAACUUUUCAUCCAAAUGACGGGCAAUCAAACAACAUGUGGACGAUUUUCUCCUAUCAGAAUGGUUGUAGCAAGAAAAACUUUUGAGACCUGAACUGUCUCUAAACUCGAUCAAUACAUUAAAAUAGCCGUUUUUGUUAUACCUGCCCGUUAAAACGAAAUCCCAAAAUUACGUCAUCGCAAACAAAGAAUUGGCAAUUCCUCUUCAAGCCUCCCAGGAACAUUUAUUUGUUUUCCAUAGAUGAUAGAUCAAACGCGAAUGAAUAUAUAUAUAAGCUUGUGAAUAGAUUCUUCCCUAGUAUGUUUACGCGUAUGAAUGAGACCAUGGCACUAAUGAGAUCGAGACUGACAAGACGUAACCGUUAACUUAAAUUGGAUCAAUUUGUCCAGUUCAAAUUAUUGUUGCGUAUGCUCUCACGCAACCUGGGAAUGUGACGUACUAUUAGUUGCAAUAUUUGAAAUAAAUCUGUAGAUCAACUUAUGCUAUACUGUGGCAUUGUCCUAUGCUGUAUGUGUAUAUAUUAGUAUGUGGUGCAUGACGGGAAGUAAUUUAAGUAACAACUGACUAGACAGGAUGUAUAAUCGGUAUAAUCCGGCAUGAUCCGCUUGAUGUACGAAGUGAGAUGCACACUCUGAUAAUUAUGAAAUUGCUUUCUCUCUU
Messenger RNA from Paramuricea clavata, 1419 nucleotides. The record is from the annotation of a GenBank genome assembly. NCBI's taxonomy places the organism in Eukaryota, Metazoa, Cnidaria, Anthozoa, Malacalcyonacea, Plexauridae.